Messenger RNA from Rhodotorula toruloides NP11, 261 nucleotides. Its product is annotated as splicing factor 3B subunit 5. Gene Ontology annotation, biological process: mRNA splicing, via spliceosome. The transcript has 5 exons. The record is from RefSeq and is a predicted model, not a curated record. NCBI's taxonomy places the organism in Eukaryota, Fungi, Basidiomycota, Microbotryomycetes, Sporidiobolales, Sporidiobolaceae. Gene Ontology annotation, cellular component: precatalytic spliceosome; U2 snRNP. The coding region runs from base 1 to 261 and encodes 86 amino acids.
AUGUCCGAGCUGCGGCAUACGGCGAACGCACAGAUCGCGCAGCUCCACGCUCGUUACACCGGCACUGGACACGCCGACAUCACGAAGUACGAGUGGAUAACGAACCAGCACCGCGACACCUCCUCCUCCAUCGUUGGACACCCGGCACUGCUGCAAUACCUCGCGAUUGCGGACGGCGAGACGACGGCGCGGACAAAGUUCGAGUUGACGGAGAGGAUGCUCCACCCGUGUGGACCGCCUCCGCCAAAGGAGGACGACUAG